AUGCUUGGAAAGGACAAUCAGCAUGGAGCUUUAGCCCCAGCUCAAAUUCAAAAAUCCAUAAUCAUUCUCAUAGAGGAUCUUAAUGGUCAUGAGGUUGAUGCCUUUGGAAUUGGUACCUAUCUGGUUACAUGUUACGCUCAAGCUGCUUUAGGUGUUGUUUUCAAGCUGGUUGAAAUAAAUAAUCAACCUCGUAUUAAACUUUCUGAAGAUGUAUCAAAGGUUUCUAUUCCAUGUAAGAAGCGAUGCUUUAGGUUGUAUGGGAAAGAAGGUUAUCCCCUUGUUGACAUAAUGACCGGAGAAAAUGAGCCCCCUCCAAAGGUGGGAGAAAGAAUCCUGUGCCGUCAUCCCUUCCAAGAAUCCAAGAGAGCAUACGUGGUGCCACAGCGAGUUGAGGAGCUUCUGAGGUGUUACUGGCCUGGGAGUUCAGAUAAAAAGAAAGACACUUUACCAGUACUAAGAGACAUUAGAGAGGGAUGCAUCAAGCAACUCGAGCAAAUGCGACCUGACCACAUGAGGAGACUUAACCCAACCCCAUAUAAGGUCAGUGUUAGUGCAAAAUUAUACGACUUCAUUCAUUUCCUGUGGCUCAAUGAGGCACCAGUUGGGGAGCUACAGUAA
Sphenostylis stenocarpa is the source of this 618-nucleotide messenger RNA. The record is from the annotation of a GenBank genome assembly. NCBI's taxonomy places the organism in Eukaryota, Viridiplantae, Streptophyta, Magnoliopsida, Fabales, Fabaceae.